AUAACCACAGAAGAAGAGCCCUGCUAGGUUUGCUAGCAAGCUAUCAGCUACAACUUGCACGUUUAGAUAGACGUGUGCAUCAACAUGCUUUUACAUACAGCCAGACCGUGGUUGCUUCGUUGCAGGAGUCUACCUUUGGCUUGCACAAGGUCUUACUACGCUGAUAAAGUAGCUCGACUCGGGUCUCAGCCGGAUAAACAGUCUUCUGAAUAUCAGGAGAAUUAUGAUCGAAUGCAAGUUAUUGUUGAUGAACUGAAAAGCCGGACAGAGAAGGUUAAAUUGGGUGGGGGAGAAAAAGCCAGAAGACUUCAUACUUCUCGUGGGAAACUUCUGCCUAGAGAGCGUAUCGACAGACUGCUGGAUCCAGGGACCCCUUUCUUGGAGUUCUCUCAGUUUGCUGCAUAUGAACUGUAUGGAAAAGAGGAAGUCCCAGCAGGCGGUAUACUUACGGGGAUUGGUCGGGUUUCAGGGGUGGAAUGUGUUAUUGUCGCAAAUGAUGCUACUGUCAAGGGAGGAACAUACUUCCCAGUUACAGUGAAGAAACACCUUCGUGCACAAGAGAUCGCCCGGCAGAACCACUUACCAUGCAUUUACUUAGUGGAUUCAGGAGGGGCCAAUCUUCCCAGACAGGCCGAAGUCUUCCCAGACAGAGAUCACUUUGGACGUAUUUUCUACAACCAGGCCAGGCUGUCUUCAGAGGGGAUAUCACAGAUUGCAGUUGUGAUGGGCUCCUGCACUGCUGGAGGGGCGUAUGUGCCUGCCAUGGCAGAUGAGAGCAUUAUUGUGCGGAAGCAAGGAACCAUUUUCCUCGGAGGACCACCGCUGGUCAAAGCUGCCACUGGGGAAGAAGUUUCUGCAGAGGACCUUGGUGGUGCUGAUCUUCACUGCAAAAAGUCUGGUGUGACGGACCACUAUGCUUUAGACGAUAACCACGCGCUCCAUUUAGCAAGAAAGGCAGUGAGAAACCUCAACUACAGGAAAAAUAUUGAGGUCACCACAGAACCCACUGAAGCCCCCCUCUACCCUGCAGACGAACUCUAUGGCAUAGUUGGAGAUAACUUGAAACGCAACUUUGAUGUCAGAGAGGUCAUCGCCAGAAUUGUGGAUGGCAGUAAAUUUGACGAGUUCAAGGCUUUCUAUGGAGACACACUUAUUACAGGCUUUUCCAGAAUAUUUGGUUACCCCGUCGGAAUCAUUGGCAACAAUGGAGUCUUGUUCUCAGAGUCUGCGAAGAAGGGCACGCAUUUCAUCGAAUUAUGCUGCCAACGAAACAUUCCACUUAUCUUUCUCCAAAACAUAACAGGCUUCAUGGUGGGUAGAGAGUAUGAAGCAGGAGGAAUUGCCAAGGAUGGAGCUAAGAUGGUAACUGCAGUUGCCUGUGCCAAUGUACCCAAGAUUACUGUUAUCAUUGGUGGCUCCUAUGGUGCAGGAAACUACGGCAUGUGCGGCAGAGCCUACAGCCCACGUUUCCUGUACAUGUGGCCAAAUUCCCGAAUCUCUGUAAUGGGCGGUGAACAGGCCGCCACUGUCCUGGCCACUAUCACCAAGGAUCAGAGGGCACGAGAGGGAAAGGAGUUCACAGCAGAGCAAGAGGCUGCCAUGAAGAAACCAAUAGUGCAGCGGUUUGAAGAGGAAGGCAGUCCAUACUUCUCUAGUGCUAGACUGUGGGAUGACGGGAUUAUUGAUCCCGCUGAUACUCGCCUGGUUUUGGGACUGAGCCUCAGUGCAGCACUGAAUGCACCAACAAAGAAGACACACUUUGGAGUCUUCAGGAUGUAAUGCUCAUGUAGCUUGUACAGGUGUAGACUGUACUUACACUAGUCUUUAUAGUUUUACUUGUGAGUGAGUUGUCACCAGAUUAAGAGCAAUAAACACAGAAAAAGAAGAAGAAUCACUCGAGUAGAAUCACACGACCCUGGAUCAUCGGGGAUGUGAUUGGAUGGUGUGCUGUUGUUGUUGUUGUUGUGGGAUAUUUCCACAAAUAAAUUGUGCCUUAACUGUUACUAUUCCAGUGUAAAUGCAAACUGUACCCAACGGCUUUCCUUCCCCUCUUUCCUCUCAUACUUGGAUGGGGGUUUUUAUCAAUUACUGUAAAUGAUGAAUUACAAAAAUAUGAAAACA
Cottoperca gobio is the source of this 2121-nucleotide messenger RNA. RefSeq names its product methylcrotonyl-CoA carboxylase subunit 2 (gene mccc2). Gene Ontology annotation, molecular function: methylcrotonoyl-CoA carboxylase activity. The coding region runs from base 85 to 1779 and encodes 564 amino acids. Gene Ontology annotation, cellular component: methylcrotonoyl-CoA carboxylase complex; mitochondrion. NCBI's taxonomy places the organism in Eukaryota, Metazoa, Chordata, Actinopteri, Perciformes, Bovichtidae. The transcript has 17 exons. Gene Ontology annotation, biological process: L-leucine catabolic process. The record is from RefSeq and is a predicted model, not a curated record.